This is a messenger RNA of Bombyx mori (domestic silkworm), 5433 nucleotides long. RefSeq lists its product as uncharacterized. Bases 2884 to 4101 code for a protein of 405 amino acids. Lineage: Eukaryota; Metazoa; Arthropoda; Insecta; Lepidoptera; Bombycidae. The transcript has 3 exons. The record is from RefSeq and is a predicted model, not a curated record.
AGUACCGUAGAAUUAAAUAAAAUUUCGCAACCUCAAAAAACUGUUCUGCUCACAGUAAACACAGUCGGUAGUCUGGCGCUCCGUUUACAACGGGAUUUUUGAACGGAACUUGGCGCCAGAUUCUACCGAAUCUGUGGAAAGGGUAUUUUUUUAUCAUUUCAAAGAAAUUUAGGGUAAAACAAAAAUCUUAAGUGGAAACACUGUUAAAAAUUAUGUCGAAUAUUAGUUUUCUUUAUGGCGGGAACGCGAGGAGUGAAGUUGUGUGAUUUGUUGUAUUUUGUCUAUUUAGUGUUUCUUCAGGUUUAAAUGUGUAAUCAUGGCGGUUUAUUAACUGUUUAAUAUCUGUGAAAGAGCAUAAAUGUGGAAAAAUGAAACACACCCGCUGGACGUCUUAGUUACCAAGUCAAAAAAGUGUCGAAGAUUUACGAAGCUUUGGCGUUUGGCGUCCCUCGCCCAUUUCCUGUUUGGAAGGCCGUUGGUGUACAACAGAAACAAGAGGAUAUUAUCCGAACAUACCAGGCUUCAGCUAUCAUGACGACUUGGAGUUUAUAUGCGUUGGUCAGCCCAUGCACAAUUUCCUAUCAAUGUCAAGGCACCCUUAGAAGCAGGCAUCAAUUCAUCAGAAAAAGGCUUCCUUUGCAUCAAUCCUGGGACAAAUGAGCUGUCUUUUGUUGUGAGCCACAACCUUUGCCUGACUACUCGAAGAGGGACUGUGUUAUACAGAGACACGUCAAGUAAUUUAGAAGCUAAUAAUUUAUUUAGGAUUUGAUUUGUUAAACCACUUAAGAGGGUCUGCAAAUCGCUGCGUGAUGAUCUAUUGGAAGUAACAUUGUAUAUGGAAGCUGAUAAUACAUCAAUGAGUGAAUAUUUGAAAGCAGUUUACAAAAAAUUUCAAUAGAUUUUAUUUUAAAAUACACAUACAACUACAGGCUAGUCUGUUAUUGGGAGCUGUCAAGUAAGACAAUUCAGAUUCCUUCCACAUUCUAUUAAAACCUUAGAUAAAGGAGUCUACUGUAUGAUGUUGUUUAUAGGGAGGGGUCUUGUGAGGCUCAUUCAUUACUGACAGCAAAACAGUUCAUUAGUGCCCUUGAUGUAGACAUCACAGCAAAGGCAUCGAUAUUUUGAAAGCUAUUUAUUCAAUAUGAUGAUGAAGACUGGACAACUACAUUGAAUUAUUAAAUUUUUUUUGUUAAAUAUUGUUGUAUGAAUACCAUAACAUAAUGUAAAGAAACUGAUUUUUAUGUAAAAUUUCAACCUGUGCUCCAAGGUAUGUAAUAUGCUUUAAUUUUUAGUGUCUGUUAAUUGUUGGAACAAUGUCAUAUUUAUUCAGAAUAAAAUAAUCAGUGGGGAAUAUUAUCAAAUGUAAUCAUGUAUUGGAGAAACAAUUUAAGCCCACUAAUAAGGUUUAGGUAUAUUAUAAGGGUUGAAAAAAUAUCGGAAUAGAUAGGAAUAUUUCAUGGCACAUGUAAGUGAACAAGACAAUGUUAACAGCUAUUCAUGUUUUACACAUAAGCACACACAGACACAGACACAACCCACACACAACAUCAAAAUGCUUUUCAUGAAAUGUUUAGAUGUAAAUUUUUCAAGGGUUUUUCAGUAGUAUUUUCCAUAUAUUGUGUUUCUCAUGUUGAACACAUUUCAUAUUAAAGAAAAUAUUGGUCGCUAAUAGUAUCCACGACUUUAUCCAUUUAAACUCCAGUAUUCGUUUAUAACUGCAUUGUACAAUAAUUGAGAGCCACUCGUUCUUUAAACCUCGUUCAGAGACGCCGGUAUUUCUUGCAAAGGUUCUUGAAAUUUCCUGGUGUUUAAUUGUUCUUGUUUCUUAAUCGCAGUUUCGUUCGAAUAACGAUCGUAAGCCCGGGUUGCCGUCGUGCUACCACUUACUGAGCACGGAGGAGUCUGCUGUCGCAUGGUUGCCGAGACAUUUAACGCAACGUGGGCGCGCGUGGCAAUUAGGCGACGAGUGCCCGUAAAGUUGGCAUCGGUGGCACUGCCCGAGAGUGCCACGUCUAUAAGGGGCUUCGACCGUUACCCCAGAUAGGCCGCAAAUGGUGCGGAGACUUGAGGCAAUACGUUGGCCUUCCGCGGUGUAUGGAAUGAAAUGGUAUACACCAUAUUGUAUGGAAACUUGUCGCGACCGCUGUGCACCCGGUGCACACUUAUUAUCGGUUAUGCUUGCCUGAUGAGGUUCGCGUCCCUCCUGGAGCGCAUAAGUGGUCGUCCGGUGUGGCCAUCUUAAUUUGUAUUCCGUGCGCGAUGUUGUAGUGUGCAGCUCACCUAACCUUAUAUUUGUAACUGCACACACUAAAUUAUAACAGUAUUACACGAAUUGUCGACUUGAACAGUUCUCUUUUAUUUCACCUACAACACUCCAAUACAUGGCGACCCUUAGCCAGCAGUUAAAAUUUUGCAACAUACAUAAAUUACGAGAGUAGCUGAAUAAAUUAUGAACAAAUACAAUUAUGAAGAAUAGAAGUUUGUGAAGACGAAAAGAGGAAAGAAGAUUUUCAAAUUACAGAAGAUUGAUUUAGUAAAGCGAUGAAAACAAUAUAAGAACACAGAAAAGGGUGUUGCUGCCGGGAGCCGGGAGAAUGCUCAAGCCUUAUGAUGAGAGGAUAUGCAGGGCGCCGGGAGAUAAAUUGUACGGGUCCGAGGUGGAGCAGCUAGGAGUCAGUUAGAGUCCAAUGCUGAGGAGUUCAUUCACCCAUGCUACGUAAGACGUCAUGACCUACUUAUACGUUGACAGUAAAUACGUGCUUACUGCAAUGUAAGUUUUUGCUCUGAUAUUGUAAUAAUUUUUUUUACGUUAUUUUAAUGUUCUAUAUUGUAUGUUAUUAUUAAGUUCAUGCGGAAUUUCUUUAUAUUCAGUUUAAAGAAAUUAUGUCACAACAAUUGCGAGAUUUACAUGCUAAUUUAGAAUAUUUAAGAGAAUAUAUUAUAGUAAAACUUGGUCCAAAUAGGCGUACAGAGGAUUUAGGUUUUAAAAAACUAGAGGAAGCUCAAAAAGAAUAUAGUAAAUUGGAGUGUAUUUUGACUCAUUUGAAUCAAGAAAUUCAGGAUCAGAAAUUAGAUAAAAAAUCUUGUGAGAUUUUCCAAACAUUAAUUGAUGAGAUACGGCAUAAUUUUAAGAAAAUAAAGAGUUUAUUUUCUUUGAGAGAUAGUAGUAGUCAAACUAGUUCUAAAGAUUUGAUAGAAUAUUCUGAUUGUACUACAAAAAUGUCAGACUCAUUUGAUAUUAAAACUGCAAUUUCCCUGUUGCCGGUAAUGAAUGGCCAGGAGCAGGUGACAAAUCAACUUAUCGAUGGUAUUCUUCUUUAUAGCUCGCUCAUCAAUGAUGACAGUAAAAGUAAAUUAAUAGAUUUCGUAUUAAAAACACGUCUCUCACCUAGUGCAAAACUGCGCCUUAAAGCUAAGUAUACUGACAUCGAAAGUUUGGUAGGAGAUAUUCGCGUUUAUUUGUUACCGAAAAAAUCGGCUGUAGCAUUACAAACCCAAUUAUUUAGAGUUACUCAAGGUCGUAGGACUAUAGAAAAAUUUGGUUCUGAGAUUGAGGAGUUGUUCGUAAAUCUCACGAUUGCUCAGGCUAACGAGAAGCGCGAUGCAUAUGAGGUAUUGCGUCCCCUCAAUGAGAAGACUGCAAUUAAAAGGUUUAGCGAUGGUUUGGCCGACAGAAGGCUCAGCACUAUCAUCGCCUCGCGACAAUUUGCGUCCUUAUCUGAAGCUAUUACAGCUGCUGUAGACGAGCAAUCUAUGUCUUUCCACCCACAAGAGCAGGUUAUGCAAUUUAGAGCUAACCAAAAUGUUAGACGCGGCGGAAACUACAGAGGUUUCCGAGGCCGAGGAGAUAGCCAUUUUUAUAACAAUAAGACAAAUUAUAAUCGUAACUAUAAUUGUUAUGAAAAUAGUACAGGUCAACGAACUUCACAUAUCGUAAAUCGAGGUAAACACUCAGGCGAUCAACGCCGGCGUCAGCAUUUUCGCGGACGGCCGAUGCAUUAUCAGCGUGUACAGCAUAAUACGCAAGAGUCCAAUGUCCAAGACAACUUGCGCAACGAUAACACAAAUAAUUAUGACAACUUAGAGUUUUUUCGUACCUAAACAGUGCACUCAUUCGAUUUUUAGUUAUAGUAAUUUUUGUGUAAUUAAGUGUCAACUUAAAAAUAGUAAUAUCGAUCUUAAUUUAUUAAUCGAUAGUGGAGCUAGUUUAUGUGUAAUCAAGUAUGAAUGGUUGUCGCGACAUAAGAAAUUAUUGAAUUUAGUACAACAGGAUAAGAUAGUUAUCGAAGAAAUUAGUGGUAAUUUAGAGUCGAUGGGAUAUAUUUAUUUAAAUAUUAUAAUUAAUCAUGUGAAUUUUGCUCAACGCAGUUGCAGAUGCAUUGAGCCGGAUACCUAUUACAUCGAACAGCUUAAAGGAAAUGCAACAGCAUGUAGUAUCGGUCAUGACAAGAGCACAUGCUCGUAGGUUACGUAUUGACUGUGACAACAAUAAUAUGACUACGGAGGUAUCCUCUACUCCAAGGCCUGAUCAACCUAAAGUAGUGGAAAUCCUCAAACGACCAAUUGACGGCGUUGAAUUGAUUCUAUUUUGUAAUAAAAAUACAUUAAAACAGAUAGAAAAAUUAAAACAUUUUACUAGUGAUAAUGGUAACUGCAAAUUCGUGGCUGAAAAAUCAGCAAUUUUUAUAAUUUCUCAAUCGUUGUCUACCGUAAGUGUGUUAAUGAGAGAAUUAUAACGUUUUUGCAAGCAAAUCAAAAUAAACGAGCUCGUAAUAAUUAAAAGCAAGCGCUAUGAACGAUUUGUAAACAAUUUUAUAAAGGAAAUGCGCUAUUGAAAGAUUUUCCCAAGUUACUUGUUAUUAAAGAUGUGACAAGAAUUACUGACAAAGACACAAAGACUGUGAUCCUAAACGACUUCCACCUGUUACCCACGAGUGGUCACGCGGGGGUAAACAGAAUGUUAAAUAAUAUUAGGAAGUAUUAUUAUUGGCCAGGAAUGACCAAUGAAAUAUCAGAAUACGUAAAGAAAUGUAAAAGUUGUCAGAUUCAAAAGCAUUCCAAUAGCCGUACAAAGGAGCCAAUGGUUAUCACAUCCACGGCAUCCACUGCUUUUGAGAGAGUUAUUUUAGAUUUAAUGGGGUUAUUAGAUGUAGAUAAUUUUAAAGGAUAAUAAAGCAUAAAGAUAAUAAAGCAUUCAUAAAAAUAAUACAAAGAAGUUUGUAACUUAAAAUAUUGUUUUAUUGGAUUUUUGUUAGUAAAGUAUGAAAUUUAAUAAUAUUUUGUGUAAUUUAGUUUAAGUAAAAAAAAAAAGUAAUGAUGUAAUAAUAUCUUUUUUUUUAAAAAGGGGGAGGUGUAGUGUGCAGCUCACCUAACCUUAUAUUUGUAACUGCACACACUAAAUUAUAACAGUAUUACACGAAUUGUCGACUUGAA